Hippoglossus stenolepis (Pacific halibut) is the source of this 1832-nucleotide messenger RNA. RefSeq names its product claudin i (gene cldni). Gene Ontology annotation, biological process: cell adhesion; bicellular tight junction assembly. The record is from RefSeq and is a predicted model, not a curated record. The transcript is spliced from 3 exons. Gene Ontology annotation, cellular component: bicellular tight junction; plasma membrane. The coding region runs from base 130 to 765 and encodes 211 amino acids. Lineage: Eukaryota; Metazoa; Chordata; Actinopteri; Pleuronectiformes; Pleuronectidae. Gene Ontology annotation, molecular function: structural molecule activity.
ACAGCAUCUUCAAAACAACGCACAGGCAGCAAGAGAAGAAGAAGCCCAAAAAAAAACACCUCACCCCAAUUUUUUCAAGUUUUCACAUCAGGUUCAGAGGACACAGGAUAAAAGCUUGUCUUUUCCAGGAUGGGGUCUGCUGGAGUUCAUAUUGUGUGUGUGGGCCUCGGGGUCCUCGGCCUGAUCGGGAUCAUCGUGUGCUGCACUCUCCCUCAGUGGAAGGUCACCUCUUUCACAGGAUCCAACAUUGUGACGGCACAGAGGUCUCAGGAGGGCCUGUGGAUGACCUGUGUGGUGCAGAGCACGGGCCAGCAGCAGUGCAAGAACUUUGAAUCCAUGCUGGUGUUGCCCUCCGACCUGCAAGCCGCCCGUGCCAUGACCAUCAUCGCCUGCAUGAUCAGCUCCCUCAGCAUCCUCAUCCUGUUCUGUGGCGCUGACUUCACCACCUGCAUCCAGAACGAAGAGGCCAAACCCAAGAUCAGCCUGGUGGCUGGGGUGGGCCUGCUGCUGGCCGGUCUCCUGGUGAUCAUCCCCGUCAGCUGGUCCGCAAACGUCACUGUGCGAAAAUUCAACAAUCCCCUUUCGACCGGCACUCCAAAUAUGGAGCUGGGAGCGUGCGUCUUUGUGGGUUGGGCGGCCGGCAUUCUGCUCCUCCUGGCUGGAGGUCUCCUGUGCUGCUUCAGCAGGCCCAAAUCAGGUGGUUCAGGGGGAACUGCCAAGUACUACAGCAACAGCGCCACAGCCCCUAACAAAAACUAUGUGUAGGGCCUAAUGAAAGGGACUGGAGUCUGAGAGAAAGGAUGGGAGGGGGAUUUAGUUGGAGAAAAACUGGGAAGGAACAAAGUAGACGACACCAUGGGGGGAGAAAAAGAGAGUAAAUGUGUAAAUAUACUGAAUUCUGAUAAUAACUGGCUCCAGUUUAUUUCUUUUAUAUUCAAAUGUGUGCUUUGAGUUUUAAUGUCCAGUGUGUAAGAUUUAGGUGAAAGGGAUCUAUUGGCAGAAACUUUAUAUAAAAUAAUACUAGUGAUGUUUUCACUGGUGUGUUUCAUUUACAUUGUAAAAAUUAUUGUUUUCUUUACGCUUGAAUGGGCCCUUUAUUUUUUAUAAUUUAUAUUUACAUCAGGAGAGGGUCCUCUCUUGGAAGCGGAUGGUGAGGUGAGGGGUAUUUAGCGGCAACAUGCAACUUCACCACUAGAUGUCACAAAAUCCUACACACUGAACCUUUAAAGCUGUUUUAUUGUUAGGUGCUGGGUUAUGCUUAAACUUUGUGGAAGACAAAUACUUUACCGGCCAUAGAUUACAAAUGAAACUCAACACUUUGUGAUCAUAGAAUUAAAAAUGUGUUUGGGUUACUGCUUUGAAAUAUACACUAUCAACUAUGGUAUCCAAUUCUCCUUUUCUUAAUUCACAAUUGUCUUGAAAUGAACCAAACAAGUGGAAAUUAAACCUUCGAGAUGAUGAAAAUGUGUUUGUGAGAAGAAAAGAUGAUCUGGUGUACUCAGCUCUGAGCUUAAGAUUUAAAGAUGAAAGAGGGAAUUGACCUUUUUAGAUCCACUACUGGCUCAUGUUUCUCACACAGUUUGGAUCAACCAUUCCCCUCCUGUGAUUGUCUUCAGUCUUCUGUUUCUCCUUAAUCAUUUUUUAUAAAGCUGUAAAAAAUAGUUUUUAACCAAAGGCACCUAAGGAGGCCUCAGGGAGCAUCUGCGUGCACUUCGCUGACGACACAUUCUCAAACGAUCUUGUGAUAUUUCAUAACAUUUUAUGAAACAAUUGUUAUCGGUCCUUUUGUUUUGUAAGAUUGUAAGUGUGAUUAAAAGUCUGCCUCAUUCAAA